Messenger RNA from Mesoplodon densirostris (Blainville's beaked whale), 422 nucleotides. Its product is annotated as centromere protein W-like. Bases 80 to 346 code for a protein of 88 amino acids. The transcript has a single exon. Gene Ontology annotation, cellular component: kinetochore; nucleoplasm. The record is from RefSeq and is a predicted model, not a curated record. Gene Ontology annotation, biological process: chromosome segregation; mitotic cell cycle; kinetochore assembly. Lineage: Eukaryota; Metazoa; Chordata; Mammalia; Artiodactyla; Ziphiidae. Gene Ontology annotation, molecular function: protein heterodimerization activity; DNA binding.
CCCAAGAACGUGAGCUGCAGUGCGUCGCAGGGAGGGCCUAGGAAGCUUAGGCAGCUGGUGCCCGAGCCGGAGGGAGAGGAUGGCGCUCUCGACCACAGUCUCGCAGAGGAAGCUGAUAAAGCGGAAGGCUCCCCGCGGUUUUCUAAAGUGCGUCCUCAAGCAACGGAAGCCUCACCUCCGUCUGGAGACAAAUUGCGACCUACUGGUGCAUCUGAACUGUUUACUCUUUGUUCAUCGAUUAGCAGAAGAGGCUCGGACAAAUGCUUGUGAGAAUAAGUGUGGAGUCAUUAAAAAGGAGCAUGUACUGGCUGCAGCAAAGGUAAUUCUAAAGAAGAGCAGAGGUUAGAAGUCAAAGAACACAUUUUUGAAAAUUAUAUGAUGUAUUAUUUUAGGUGGUAACAGAUCGUGAAAGCACUUUUUAU